UGCUUCGUCUCUCAUCACUCGAGAUCUGGAAGCCCAAACAUUUAAAUUUUAAAAACGGCUCUUGUUUACUUCCUUCCGUGUUGAGGGCAACUUACGUUUCAAAUGAGUGAAAUUAGUGAACCUAUCGAAAUGUCUCAAAGAAGCGUAGAAGAAACUCGUCCAAUUCAUCGACUUUCAGGUAGGCUGUUAUGUCUGUCAAAACGUAGACGUAGUUUGUUUCAUGGCGAGCAAGAUAACUGAAGCAGAUGGUGCGCGCUCACCUUAGUUCUGCUUUCAAAAUUCACAACAUAACAAGCUAGCUUUUUUAGGAUUUAUCUGUAAACCGCUUGCAGUACUUUAUAUUUAAGCUUUGUGGUGUUAAAUCUUAUCGAAUAGACGUUUUUAUACAUAUUGAUUCAAAUUACUCGUAUUUGCUGAUAUAUAUCAUUCGCUACUAUUGUCCAAGUCGUAUUAUGCUUAUUAUUGCUUGACACAUUCGUACGAAUUCAUAUUGUGUAAAGGCUCUUUUAAACAAAAGCUUACUUCUCUGAGACGUUUUGUAUGAAUAAUAAGACGUUUUAUAUAUCAUAAUUAACAUAGUUUUAUAGCCAACGCAACUAACAGCAUUUGGCAACGAACAUAUUGUCAUUGAUCUUAAAGUUCUUUGCAGUGAGCAAACGCCACACGCUAACAGGUACAAAGCCGUCAGUAGAUCAACCAAAGAUGGGUUUUAAAGCAAUGAACAAAUUUUUCGAGUAUGCAGAGUUUUAAGUCUGUAGAUAUGAAAUCCAGUGACGUCCUUAUAACUAAAUAACACUGACAGAUUUUGCUUAAUAAAUUUCGUGUCAUCUAGGGCUGGGUUCUACCUCAGACAACGCUGAACUGAAUACUAAUAACUCAUUCUUUCCUUUAUCAGCUAAAUUCUAGUUUCAUUGUACUAAUUUCUAGUCUCAAAUGCCUUUUGCACUAAAUAGAAACGAAUGUGUAUAAAAUAACAGUUUUAUUGACACAAGGGUGUUGUCCCUGUUUCGUUAAUAAUAAUAGCGAUGUUUUUGUAUCGAGCGACGUCAUAUUGGUAGAACUCAUUUUGCUCGCCGGCAUUUUGUAUCAAAGCUCUCGUAUAAGAACGCAAAGAAGUUUAAUUAAAAAUCUUCUGUGUUGUCAUAUCGAUCUGUUGAAGAUUACCACAAACUGAUACAAACACAGUUAUUAAACCAGUCCCCCCUCUCCGUGUUGACAAAAAUGUCGCCUGCAUAAGCGACCUGACCCAUAGGUAUCUAUCUAUGACCUGACCACUGAUAUGAUGCGCACACCAAAACAGACAAAAGUGGCAACUUGCAACGAUUCCGCAGAAAUGACUUCCUCUGGGUUGCGAAGAUUAUGCUCAACUAAUUUCAUAGAUCAGUAAAUGCUUGGAUUUGCAGCGCAGCGUGUCGCCCAGAUGUAGAAUGUUUAUUUGAUGAAGUUUAUGCAAAUUUGUAAAAUAUCGUAAAAUAAUAUUGAAUUUGAAUACCUUCCAGUUCCGUGUACGUUCGAGUGUUUUUCCAUAAUAACUGAAGGCAGUUUACUCCAAUUUGAGGCAGGAUAAUUGAAUUAUUUCUCAUGCAAUGAGAGUCACUCCAUUGUUCUCUGACUUCUCUUUUUACAUUUCAACAUUUUACCUGCUUCUGAUGAGGUCUCAUAGUUUUCCCUGCAUUUUACAAAAUAGCUGACAAACGAAACUCGGUUGCCGAAACGGUCGACUUAUGACCUGAAUCAGGUUACCUUGCUACUAACACUUUCCUGUAUUUUUUCACCAACAAAAUAUACAAACUUUGGCUGGAUCACUACGUACACCUCAAUUUCAUAUAAUUUGAAAGGCCUAGCGUCCCCGUUCAAGGUUUGCCCUACAAAAAACCAAUGUCUCUUCGCCAGAUGCCACAACAUUUAAACUGAUGGGCAGAGGAAUAAAUGUAUCAAAACUGGUCUAAUGACUAAUAUAUCUGAAUGCAUGCACCGUAAACUGACAGGAUUGUCCCAAUUCCCAAAUGUAUGUUGUCAAAGAUUAUCAAAACAUGACACUGCAAUUUGGACUGGGUGUCUGACAUUACAAAAUAUCUUACAAACAGCGGACAAAUGAGUUGAACUUUAGCUAGUUUACAAUUGACAUCAAAACAUCUUCAUUCCAAGACUCGCUAUAUUUAUCUACGCUAGAGCUUUUCAAAUAACAGAAAAUAUUCAUUUCAAAACUAUUAUCCAUGACUCAUCUCUUAUUAAAUGCCUUUUACCGAAGUGAUAGCCAUCUGGCGUUUGUUAGAGUCAAGUGAAUGGCAAAUAAACAGAAUUGUGCCCCCAGACUUCACUCUAAAUUUUAUCGGAGCAUUUAAAAGAUUCAACAACGGAUGGGUUUUUCAACUCGAAAAUGUAAGAAAAUUAGUAUAGCAUCGUUUGCUCGCUCUCAUAACUGUCAAAACAAAUUAGCAUCAAAUGCUUUUGACAAGCAUGAACGUUUCACGUGAGAAUAGACAAUCUGGUUCUGUUCACAAGUAGGUGCAAACAACGGUAAUGGCCGGAAGUUUGUCCAGUUUUAAUUUAAUAAGAUCAGCUGCAUUAAAAUCUGCAGCAUAAUUUAAGUGCGUUUCUAAUGGCGAGCCGUCCAUGCCACAAGUCUGUUUAUCCCGAAGGUAAGAGCCAUUUAUUGCUUUUUGAAUACCUAAAUUCUCUAUAUUUUCGAUAAUUUUAAACAAGCUACAUUUGCUUAACUCUUGUAGUUUGUCUCCGGUGUUUUUCUUGCUGUUUUUUUUUGCGUAUUAUAUGCGAUGAAUAUUUAAUGAUUUCGUUGUCAAGGGUCAAAAGGUGUAUUUUUGCAAGUAUUGCUGCCUGUUUUGCACAGAUUUUGUUUGGAAACCGUAUUUCCUGCGAACCUGUCCUAUUUAGAGGCUUAUGUAAUGUUUUUUAUUUCGUCAAUUGGCAAUAUUUGGUGAUAUUUUAAACGAAAUUUGAACCGUUUGAAGAUUGACAUUUUGACACUUUGUAAAUUAAUAUUAAUUAUAAAUGUAGAUUUUUGUAGUAGAAACGUUCAUAAAGAUAUAUUGGUCCAAACUAUUCUUGCAGAUAUAAUGUAUCGGAGUCAUAUUUUUGUGUAUGAACUUACCUGAAAAAGAUAUCUCAAAUGUGGUGGUCCAGUGUAGGUAGUAUUCUACAAUAAACUGCUGUGGUUUGUGUCUGAACUACCUGAAAAAGAUAUCUCAAACGUGGUGGUCCAGUGUAGGUAGUAUUCUACAAUAAGCUGCCGUGGUUUGUGUCUGAACUACCUGGAAAAGAUAUCUAAAACGUGGUGGUCCAGUGUAGGUAGUAUUCUACAAUAAACUACCGUGGUUUGUGUCUGAACUACCUGGAAAAGAUAUCUAAAACGUGGUGGUCCAGUGUAGGUCGUAUUCUACAGUAAGCUGUCGUGGUUUGUGUCUGAACUACCUGAAAAAGAUAUCUCAAACGUGGAGGUCCAGUGUAGGUAGUAUUCUACAAUAAGCUGCCGUGGUUUGUGUGUGAACUACCUGAAAAAUAUAUCUCAAACGUGGUGGUCCAGUGUAGGUAGUAUUCUACAAUAAGCUGUCGUGGUUUGUGUGUGAACUAUGUGAAAAGGAUAUCUCAAAUGUGGAGGUUCAGUGUAGGCAGUAUUCUACAAUAAAGACAAUAAACUGUCGUGGUUUGUGUCUGAACUACCUGAAAAAGAUAUCUCAAAUAUGGAUCCAGUACAGGUUUCAUGUUGCUUUUCCAGAGCAACACAGUUCAAAUUUAGCAGCUGGUACAUUGUAUAAAUAUUUAAUAUAAUUUACAGUAAUAUAUUGCCAUAAUUACAAUCAGAGAUGCAAUUAUAAGGUGUGUCCAAUAUUAAAAUGUUGUUUGAAAAGAGCAUGUUCUAAUCUGUGACACAUUUAAUGUCUGACCUUGUGUUUGGUUUGCAAGAAGAAUGCUUCACUCCUCAGAGAACAGCAUAUUUUUCUCAUUUUUUUACUUUUUCUUGAAAAACAAACAACUCUCUUGGUCAGAGGCAUAGGGACCAAUUUUGUAAUUCUUUCAAAACUGAGAAACUGGGUUGGGGGGGGGGUGUGACCUCUUAUGACAUAAUCUAUGACAUAAAAUAUACCAAAUCUGUCCCAUUUCGCCGGCACUAAAAAUAUAAAACAAUUUCCCUGAAUGGCUGGACAAUUAAACCCCCCCCCCCCCUUACACUCGUUUAUGGCUGGCUAUGCCCCAUUGCCCCUGCUCCUGGUAAUACCAGUAGUUGAUGCGCUAUUUUCCCUCCAACAGAGGCAGAGACGCCACCUGAAGGACCAAGUCUUUGUGGCACCAUUCUCACAGGACUAUCCUAUCUCCUCGUCAUUUGUACCUUCCCUUUUUCAUUGUUCUUCUGUAUCCGGGUAAGUCUUGCAUUUUUAAAGCUCUAUUGGACCGUCUCAUUUUUCCAGUAAGACCCCCGUCUCUUCUCACAUCAUCCCAGUUCUACCCCAGAGUACUUCCCCACCAUUGCACACCAGAAUUUACUUCUUCAUCUCAAUAUACUGUACCUCUCACCCAUUCCUACACUUCCACCUACUGUCACUAUAACCCAGUGGCAUAGCCAGCCUGACAAUUGGGUCAUGCUAUGCAAAUAUUUCUGUGUUCAUAAACUGUGAAAACAAUCAAUUUCUAAAGAAAUGAAAAAUGAUUUGAAAUUUGCAUAGCAUGACCAAAUUGUCGGGCUGGCUACGCCACUGCUAUAACCCCACCCAUCCUAACUCUACCCCACUAUACCCUCGCUCCACCCCACUAUACCUCCACUCACCCUUGCUCCACUCCAUCCUCCAUACACUCUGCCCUCACACCCUCAGUCACCCUACCCUCACUACAUUCCCACCCCACCUGACUGCCAAGUUAUAUAUUUCUGUAUACCCCCACCCCACAAGCCUCACUGCUAUGAUUACCAUAUCAUGCCACAAGAACAAGACAUCUCUCACCACAACCUCUUAUUUUUCCCAUCCCGUUCCUCGGCUAUGACAUCCUUCUCUUGCCCCCUCCCCCCAUCUUAUACCCCACUGUACUAUAUCUAAAGGACAGGGAACAGUUGUACGAAGGCCGGUGCUUAGGCCUAAAAAAGAAAUACCUGUGGUUCCGGUCUCAUAUCGCAAAAAAUUAGGGUUGGUAGGUUGGAAAUAAAUUUUUUAAAAAUAUUUUUUCAUGUUUUUUUCAAUAAUUAGUGUGACAACAGACGCCAUUUUGGCACGCUGUAUGAGCAGCCCGCAACCACCUGGAGAAAAUAGGGUCGCACAGUCAAUCGCAUUGAAAGAAUAAUAGGGUCAGCAGAAAAAAAUAGGGUCGGUCGGGAACCGGAACCACAGGUAUUUUUUUUAGGCCUUAAGAAUGUAAUUUAUUGUUAAUUAUAAUGAUCUUACGCUAUGUAGAUUGUUCAAGAGUACGAAAGAGCAGUCAUAUUUCGUCUUGGUCGACUUCUGCCUGGGGGAGCCAAGGGGCCUGGUACGGAAUCUACAUUAAUUCUUGAACUACAGUAUGUACAUUCCCUCCCCAAAAUAUCCUAAUUACGUUUUUUAACAUCAUCUAGGAUUAUUCUUUAUCUUACCAUGUAUGGAUUCUUAUCAAAACGUCGAUCUCCGAGUUGUGUCAUUUGACGUGCCACCACAAGAAGUAAGAAAUUAUAGAAUAUAUUCAGUACUUAACACAACAGAAUAUAAACUGUUGAGAUGGUUAUCGUGCAGCAGUUGGUGGUCAACCUGCAGUUAUCAGAGUUAGGAAAUAAAGUUAAUAGACAAUUCCCAUUACAGACUAAUUUUAAAGCUAGGCAAGGAGAUGCAAAUAAAUCACCACAGCUAGAAAGAGCACACUAAAAUUAGUAAAAUUGCACAGUUUGGUUGCGAAAUGUUGUAAAAUGCGGAAAAUAUAGCCUUGCAAAGUUUGCAAAUUUUCGUCCCAAAUGUGGUAGGAAUUUCCGCACGCAAUACAAAAGUAUACAAAAUUUGCGAACUUUGCAAGGCUAUAUUUUCCUCAUUUUACAACAUUUCGCAACCAAAGUUUGCAAUUUUACUCAUUUUAGUAUGCUCUUUCGAGCUGUGGUGAUUUAUUUGCAUCUCCUUGCCUAGUUUUAAAAUUAGUCUGUAAUGGGAAUUGUCUAUUCUUGAGUAGUCUCGUUUUGGUGGCAAAUAAGUAGAAUAGAUGUGGUCUAGAAUAGAUAACUCUUGCUCCUAUAAGUCUGAUGUUGACCACUAGCUGCCCUGAAACACAACUACAUAUAUAUUAUAAACAUUUAUCUUGCUGCCAUGCCUAGCUCUAAACCUAGUGCUCAAUAUUUGCUGUGUUUGAUCAGCGUCUUCUAUGCAGCUAAAAGUCUUGUGUAACUACCGUUAUGUGCAUGACAGAAUUUUAAAUUUGUUUUUCUCAAUCAGAUUCUCUCAAAAGACAGUGUGACAGUCGCAGUGGAUGCUGUGGUAUACUACAAGAUCUACAAUGCCACCAUGGCAAUCAUCAAUGUUCAAAAUGCAAGUCGUUCCACUCGGCUGUUGGCACAAACCACAUUGCGUAAUGUUCUUGGUACACGUAGCUUGAGCGAGAUUUUGUCCGAACGAGAAACUAUCAGCCACAGUAUUCAGGUCAGGAAUGACUCUUGUUGAACUUUAGGGAGAACAGUUUAGUACUGAUAGAGCUAUCCAGUAUAAAUAAAGUUAGUUUAGUUUAGGUUUCCUCCUGUAGUAACACUGGAUCAAUAAGAGAUGAUCCUUACUGGACCUCUAUGAAGAGCAGUUUAGAACUGAUAGAGCUAUCCAGUAUAAAUAAAAUUAGUUUAGUUUAGGUUUCCUCCUGUAGUAACACUGGAUCAAUAAGAGAUGAUCCUUACUGGACCUCUAGGGAGAACAGUUUAGAACUGAUAGAGCUAUCCAGUAUAAAUAAAAUUAGUUUAGUUUAGUUUAUGUUUCCUCCUGUAGUAACACUGGAUCAAUAAGAGAUGAUCCUUACUGGAUCUUUAGGGAGAACAGUUUAGAACUGAUAGAGCUAUGCAGUAUAAAUAAAGUUAGUUUAUUUUAGGUUUCCUCCUGUAGUAACACUGGAUCAAUAAUAGAUGAUCCUUACUGAACCUCUAGGAAGAACAGUAUAGAACUGAUAGAGCUAUCCAGUAUAAAUGAAGUUAGUUUAGUUUAGGUUUCCUUCUGUAGUAACACUGGAUCAAUAAGAGAUGAUCCUUACUGGACCUCUAUGAAGAACAGUUUAGAACUGAUAGAGCUAUCCAGUAUAAAUAAAAUUAGUUUAGUUUAGGUUUCCUCCUGUAGUAACACUGGAUCAAUAAGAGAUGAUCCUUACUGGACCUCUAGGGAGAACAGUUUAGAACUGAUAGAGCUAUCCAGUUUAAAUAAAAUUAGUUUAGUUUAGUUUAUGUUUCCUCCUGUAGUAACACUGGAUCAAUAAGAGAUGAUCCUUACUGGACCUCUAGGAAGAACAGUUUAGAACUGAUAGAGCUAUCCAGUAUAAAUAAAGUUAGUUUAGUUUAGGUUUCCUCCUGUAGUAACACUGGAUCAAUACGAGAUGAUCCUUACUGAACCUCUAGGAAGAACAGUGUAGAACUGAUAGAGCUAUCAAGUAUAAAUAAAGUUAGUUUAGUUUAGGUUUCCUCCUGUAGUAACACUGGAUCAAUAAGAGAUGACCUUUACUAGACCUCUAGGAAGAACAGUUUAGAACUGAUAGAGCUAUCCAGUAUAAAUAAAGUUAGUUUAGUUUAGGUUUCCUCCUGUAGUAACACUGGAUCAAUAAGAGAUGAUCCUUACUGGACCUCUAGGAAGAACAGUUUAGAACUGAUAGAACUAUCCAGUAUAAAUAAAGUUAAUUUAGUUUAGGUUUCCUCCUGUAGUAACACUGGAUCAAUAAGAGAUGAUCCUUACUGAACCUCUAGGAAGAACAGUUUAGAACUGAUAGAGCUAUCCAGUAUAAAUAAAGUUAGUUUAGUUUAGGUUUCCUCCUGUAGUAACACUGGAUCAAUAAGAGAUGACCUCUAGGAAGAGAUUGCAGUAGUUAAGGUUUCCUCCUGGUUUUUCAAAUGCUAAUCGUGUAUUAUAAAUUUUAGUCAACACUUGAUGUGGCAACUGACCCCUGGGGUGUCAAAGUGGAACGUGUUGAAGUGUAAGUUACGGUGUUUUUGCAAGGGAGGGUGUUUCCUGUGGGGCUAAAGAGAGAACAUAGUGAUUAUUAGAUUGUUAUUAAAAUUCUUGAAUGUCAAUUUUACAAAUUAAAAUUGAAAAACUCAAGAUACAACAAUUUCUAAAAAAGUUUCAAUAAGAGUUCCAAUAAAAUACAGCUAAAAAUGUAAAACAUGAGUAAAAUUUAACUACUCUAUGGCGUCCCAUUUCUUCACACAGUACGGCAGGAAGCUAUCACUAAAACGUUGGGUACGGGAUUUAAACAGUGGAAUUUUGCGUGCGUUUCUAAAAUUGUAUUGGUGGUGCACUGGCUUCGGUAAAAGGUCAAAUAGUUUACUUGUAGUGUUUAAAUUAAGUGAUGAACUCUCUCUGAUAAUACUAGUGUGUUCAAAUUUGUAAAAUCUAACGUACUGCGCUUCUUUCUUGCAGUAAAGAUGUACGACUUCCACAGCAACUGCAGAGGGCAAUGGCGGCCGAAGCUGAAGCUGCGAGGGAGGCGAGGGCGAAGGUAGGAUGUCGAAACUUAGUGAAUCACAACUAUUUUUAUGUACCAGCUGUCGGCUAUCAGACCUAUAGUCUUCAAACAAGAAUAGCGUAGGCAUAGAAUAGGAAUGUAAUACAGAAAAACAUGUACGAUAAUGACCAUACAGAGGGCGUUAGUUAGAAUGCUUUUUUUGUAUCCGGAACUUUGGGAAUACUUCCGCAAGUGCGACUAGAGACGAUAUGUGUUUAUGUUUCGAAUAAAGUUACAGCAAUGUUUUUUUUGUGCUGUUGUCGAAACCGCGGGAGUUAUCCAGACCAUGUAGCGAAAAGUACAGUAUAUGAUCUGGUGUGAUGAGUUUUUUACAUUUUUGAAGAGCAGAGGCAGUUUAGAGAUUCUGUAGAUGUAGAAUUUCUCCAGUCAGAGGUAAGCUCCGAAAUAUAUAAAUGUUUGCCGCGUUGAGUGAAUUCUAUAGCGUAAAAAUCGUUGAGUCAAUUUUAUAAUGUAAAUCUAGAGUAGAAAUCGUUGAGUCAAUUUCAUAAUGUAAAUCUAGAGUAGAAAUCGUUGAGUCAAUUUCAUAAUGUAAAUCUAGAGUAGAAAUCGUUGAGUCAAUUUCAUAAUGUAAAUCUAGAGUAAAAAUCGUUGAAUCAAUUUCAUAAUGUAAAUUUACAGUAUCUAGAGUAUAAAUCGUUGAAUCAAUUUCAUAAUGUAAAUUUAUCUAGAGUAGAAAUCGUUGAGUCAAUUUCAUAAUGUAAAUCUAGAGUAGAACGCGUUGAGUCAAUUUCAUAAUGUAAAUUGAUCUAGAGACUAGAGUAGAAAUCGUUGAGUCAAUUUCAUAAUGUAAAUCUAGAGUAAAAAUCGUUGAGUCAAUUUCAUAAUGUACAUGUACUGACUAUUGUACUAUCUAAUAUUUUCUGAAACCCACCAAUUGACAGAUGUACGUAUGGAACUUUAUAAUCCAGUAUCUUUUUCCGUAUAGGUUAUUGCCGCUGAAGGUGAAAUGAAUGCAUCGCGGGCUCUCAAAGAAGCCGCUGAAGUGAUUGCUGAGUCACCACAGGCCCUACAGCUGCGAUAUUUGCAAACACUGAGCGCAAUUUCUGCCGAGAAGAAUUCCACUAUUAUUUUCCCGCUUCCGAUUGAGCUGCUAAACAGCCUGGCAAGAAAAGGAGAGUCCUGAGCGAACUACAAACUAGCAAACGUUGUUGAGGAAACAUUUGAAAUUCAUUAUCCUUGAAUAUUGCUCCAGUUGAAUCAAAAUUUGCCUCCCAGGAACAAAAAUGUUUUAAAGUAUUUUCUAAUGGAUCCACUACCUUCGAAAAUUAUAGAUUUCCACAACAUCGUUUUCUGGGCUGGAACACAGAAUAGAGACCAUACAGAAGCCAGACUUCUUGGUUUUUCUUAUGAUUUUGGCGUAAUUCGUCAUCAAAAUGCUGACGCAAUGGUCCUAGUCAGUGCGUUUAUGAGAGGCAUUCACCCAAACUGAUAAUAUUCAGAAUGGCGGAGGUCCAUGGCGUCAGCAUUUUGAUGACAAAUUAUGGCGUGAGUGGAUCUUCUGUGUGUCUUUCUUCUGUGCCCAGGGCUUGCGUAUGCAGGCUUUGAUUAUGUAAACUAUACAAGUUUAUUGUAAAUUUUGUUUAAAUUAAGCAAGUAUAAAACAUAUUGGCCAUAUUAUAGCGGAGUUUCAGUUCGGUGUGUUAUAAUACAUGCUGCUCAACUUCUAAUAUUUUCACACUUAGGGGCCGACCAUUAGAAAAGUGAUUGGGGGGGGGAGGCUUUGGAAUCCGCUUAUGAGAGGCAUUCACCCCCCUGGGUGUUCGGCAUUUUAAAUAUUUUCAGAGUGGGUUACUGGGUGAAUACCUCAUAAGCGUACUGGCUAGAAGCAGGACGUUGAUUUUAACGUUGAUUUUUGGACGUUGAUUUUGAAAUCAUAGGCAAAACCAAGAAAACGACCUUCUGUGCGUCUAUUCUGUGACCGUAUGCUGCAUUGUCACACUUAUUGAAACCCAACUAUAAGCCUUUAUAGAGCGAAAAGGGCAUGUGAUUAUCUAUAGUAUUAGCCCUAUUCACAUUAGAGACGGACAAGUCGUCUAGACGAACAAAUCGUCUCUCAAAAAUCGUCUUCACAGACGGACAAGCAGUCGAACAAAUUCAGACGACUUGUUCGUCUAACAUUUUGUCCGACACGUUUUCACAUCUGAUGAUUUGUCCGACUAAAAGACGAUUUUGAGACGAUUUGUUCGUCUAGACGACUUGUCCGUCUUCUAAUGUGAAAACGGCUAUUGAUUAUAGUAUACAAUGCGUCAAAUGUUAUAUGUCAGUAUAUGAAAUAUCCGAGAUGAAUUCGAAUACCUGAGUAUAUGAUAUAACUAUUCUUGAAUGAACCAGAACGACAUUGAUUUAAUAGGUUUGUUUUGCUCAGGAAUAUAGUAAACGAGUUUGAAUUUCAGAAGCGAACAAAAUUUCGAUAAAAGUGCGACUAACCACAAAUACAAUUUUUGGUAUGUGUAAUAUUUGGGUCAUUCUAAGAAGAAAUGUAAUGCGUCUUUAUAGUAAAA
Molecule: messenger RNA, 11171 nt
Organism: Paramuricea clavata
Lineage: Eukaryota; Metazoa; Cnidaria; Anthozoa; Malacalcyonacea; Plexauridae
Source: the annotation of a GenBank genome assembly